AUGACUUUGGAGAUCACUCAGUUGCCAACGCUCGAACAUAAAAGGUUCUUGCGUGAUCUGCGUAGUGGCAAAGUCAAGCAGAUCUGUGUGCUCGUCGCUGACGACGAGUGUGUAACCGACAUAAGGUCAGCAACAGUGUUUAUUGAGAACGAGAGAGUUCUCAGUAGUUCAUCGAUGGACGAGAGUGUCCUCGAUAAAACGCACGAGUUGAGCGAUAUGACUCCCAAUUGUGGGAAUCGCUCGAGACAAAUUCUCUCUAUGAUGAUUUAG
Molecule: messenger RNA, 270 nt
Organism: Peronospora matthiolae
Lineage: Eukaryota; Oomycota; Peronosporomycetes; Peronosporales; Peronosporaceae
Source: the annotation of a GenBank genome assembly